UCAGUGCUGUUUGUUUUCCCCGUUAAGAGAAGUGGCGAGUGACGUGCUUUGUCUGAUUCAUGCCCUCUAAGAGCUCUUCAGCUCUUCCCCCUCUCUGUUUCAAUUUUUUUGUUUAGUCUUCAUUGGACCAUCUUGUAUUUCAUUUCAUAGUCUGCAGUUCUACACUCCCUCACUCUUCCCAUCUCUCUCUCUCUCUCUCUGUCUCUACCCCCUCUUUUUCUCUCUCUCUCUCACGCUUUUGUUAUGGGUAGGGCCCACACAGCUAGCAGCUAUUGCUGGGUGUGCUGCCAUGGCAACCAGGAAAUACUCACAGAUCGUCUGUGAGACUGGACACAUGAGCGUGUGAGGGGAAGCCUGGAGACAAAACACACUCCCACACUUGCAUACACACACACACACACUUAGACACACAAAAACACCUUAAACACACCAAGUGGACAACAUUUGACCCAGCUUUUCACACAAAAUACAGGGAUAUUUUCUUCCUGCUUUUUGAAGGACCUUUGACAUGGACUAAGCCAGCAGCUUGCCUGUGCUGAAAUCUAGCCGAGGAUCCUGAUCUUCCAGUGGUUAGGAUCCAAAAUGACUUCCAGCAUUUCCAUGGCCGUCCUGCCCCCCGUCAAGAGCGUGGUGGUCCACCGCAAUGGGGACCCCUUCUACACGGGCAGGAGGUUCGUGGUGAACCAGAGGCAGGUGCCCUGCAUGGAAGUCUUCCUGAACGACGUGACGCUGAACAUCCAGGCACCGCUGGCCGUGAGGACCCUCUAUACCCCACGGAACGGCCACCGUGUGUGUGAGCUGGAGGAUCUGCAGACGGGAGCACACUAUGUCGCUGCUGGGUUUGAGAGGUUCAGGAGACUGGAUUAUUUAAAUACAGGCGUGAAGAAAGCACUAGCCAACAAAGUAGAGGCAAGACCACCUGUAAGACCAAACAUGUCGGCCAAAUGGAGGAGGGUCAUACCCAUCCCAUGUAUCAUACAUGUGUUCAGGAAUGGCGACAUGCUGGGCUGUCCACUGCGGUUCAUCCUCCCCAAGAGCGUGCUGCAGGAUCUGGAGCAGGUGCUCUGUCUCAUCACGGAGAAGGCUGCUCUACGCACAGGAGCUGUGCGCAGGCUUUGCACUCUGGAAGGGGUGACCGUGGCGACAGCACAGGAGCUGGUGAAUGGCCAGUGCUAUGUUGCCGUGGGAACAGAGAAGUUCAAGAAGCUUCCUUAUUUGGAGCUGUCAGUGCCAAAAGCUGCGGGAGGGAGUGCAGACAGGUAUUAUCCACUGAACCGGAGGCAGCAGAGGAAACACGAGAACCGGAGGACAGGAACUCAUGACACACACAGCGAUUCUGCCCUUUUAGACUCACCAGAGAUGGACGGGCGGAGAGUGAAGUCCACUGGAGACGAGGCAGAGGACAGGAGUCCAGGCACGGUCCAGGGGCUCAGAAGCAUCAGAGAGGAGAAGUCAGUGUUCUUCGCCAAACCUGUCAGGGUGCGCAAGAACCCAAACUCACGACGACUUAAAGCCACAGCAGCACCAGCAGCUCAGCCCAGUGUGUUCCAGGCCCAAGGAGGUCAGAAGAGACAGGAGGUGCGAGGAGCUCAGGAGGUGCCUGAGGAUGAGAACAUCAUGGUGGACCUCCCUGUUGACCAGAGAGUUGCUGAGGUCGUUGAAGAGGAAGAUCAGCGUAAGAAGGAUAACCUUGAAGCAGACCACAAAGAUCAGACAAAAAUAUCUCUGCAAAGGAAAAUGAGCUCAAGUUCAGAUUCUGAUUCUGAUCAUCACCAGAAAGAAAGCACUGCUGAACCAAUAGAGAGACGGGCAAAGACAUCAGAGAAUGAGGACCUCUCUGAGGAAAACAAUCUUCAAAGCCACCUCCAGUUGGACCUGCCAGUGGAGGAGGAGUCCAGAAUGAUCCGAGCCUCCAGCCCGCCCUCCAGCCAC
Clupea harengus (Atlantic herring) is the source of this 1932-nucleotide messenger RNA. RefSeq names its product doublecortin domain containing 2B (gene dcdc2b). Gene Ontology annotation, biological process: intracellular signal transduction. The record is from RefSeq and is a predicted model, not a curated record. Lineage: Eukaryota; Metazoa; Chordata; Actinopteri; Clupeiformes; Clupeidae. Gene Ontology annotation, cellular component: microtubule organizing center; microtubule.